AUGGAUUGGAGGGAUGCCGCCGCCGGCAGCGAUUUCCGGCCGACGGCGAUGGGCGGCGCUGGCGGAGCUGAGAGGGAGAGAAGAGAGACGGAAUAUGCUAAGUUGCCACUCAUACCAUCUUAUUUUGAAAUUGAGAGGAACGGAUUUGUUGAUGGAGUGAACUUUGCUUCAAGCAUAUGUAGAUGUUUAGUUGAAACCAACCGAGGCCUUGAAGUUUACAGGAGAGGAGGGAGAAAAUUUGCCAUAUUUACGUUGGUUCCCUUAGGCUGUUUUCCAAGUGCUAGGGCUUUUGUCCUUCAGCAAAAUAAGACAGAUGACUGCUUUGAAGAACUGAAUGAGCUGCUGAAAUUGCACAAUUUGAUUCUUCCGAAAAUGCUGAAGCAAUUACAAAAGGAACUAAAAGGAUUUAUGUAUACAUUAUUUGAUCUCUAUAAAGUAGUUGAUCAAAGGGUUAACAACCCUUCAAAAUAUGGUUUUGAAGUAUCAAAGAUGGCAUGUUGUGGUACAGGACCUUUUCGAGGAAUAAAUAGUUGUGGAGGUAGAAGGGAAGUGAAAGACUACCAACUCUGCCAAAAUCCCAAGGAUUAUGUAUUUUUUGAUUCCAGUCAUCCUUCAGAAUCACCCUAUAAACAGUCUGCUGAACUAUUAUGGCAUGGAGAUCCUGAUGUCACUGGACCUCAUAGCUUAAAAUCUUUUUUCGAACUUUCUGGUUAA
Molecule: messenger RNA, 714 nt
Organism: Nicotiana attenuata
Lineage: Eukaryota; Viridiplantae; Streptophyta; Magnoliopsida; Solanales; Solanaceae
Product: GDSL esterase/lipase 4-like
Exons: 4
Coding region: 1-714 (237 amino acids)
Molecular function (GO): hydrolase activity, acting on ester bonds
Source: RefSeq, a predicted model, not a curated record